Postia placenta MAD-698-R-SB12 is the source of this 495-nucleotide messenger RNA. RefSeq lists its product as hypothetical. NCBI's taxonomy places the organism in Eukaryota, Fungi, Basidiomycota, Agaricomycetes, Polyporales, Adustoporiaceae. Bases 1 to 495 code for a protein of 164 amino acids. The transcript is spliced from 4 exons. The record is from RefSeq and is a predicted model, not a curated record. Gene Ontology annotation, biological process: response to oxidative stress.
AUGAAUCCCAUCUUCCAAGCAGCGCGACGGACGGUACGAGCCAACGCCUUCGGAGUAGUUCCGCGGCGGAACUUGAUGACAUUGAAGGACCACAAGUAUACAGCCCACGCGACCGCUCGUGGGCUUGGCAGAAACGGCCAGGUGAAAUCCGAUGACGACCACGGCCUCGACCUCAGACUUGCGAUGCCCAGAUCGCUCGGAGGAAAGGGCGACGGGCAGAACCCUGAAAUGCUGUUUGCGAUGGGCUACGCCUCGUGCUUCUUAAGCGCCAUGCAACUGGUGGCCGGCAAACUCGGCAAGUCUGGAAUGGCCAAGAACGCCGUCGUCCAUGCCCAGGUGCACGUCGGAGAGCCGAAGGACAAGGAGGGAUUUGGGCUUGAGGUCGACAUCAAGGUGGAGAAUGCAGAUGAAGAUCUCAUCAGGGCAGGUCAUGAGGCUUGCCCAUACAGUCGCGCAUUGAAACAUGGGAUAGUCGUCAACGUCUCCAAGGCGUAG